CGAAUGCGAAAACAAGAUGGCCGCUGAUGUUCAAGUGAAGAGAUUAUAAAGCAGUUUUAAACACUUACAUCUCUUGUAAUAGUACAAACAAUGGCACCGCUAUUGAAGCCGCUAGAUGGAUAGCUAACAAAGCUAUGUCUCACGACCCUAGUGCGUACAACAGACACGUUAUUGGCGACAUAGCACGAGCUCAUGGCGGACAUGAGCACACGUUUGGUCGUAGCUCUAGUUAGUAAACUUUUAGUGUGGAUAUAUGCUGUGUUAUUGAGCCCUCAUUCAAAAUGUCUAACUCAAAUACUUCUUUGCUUUGUAGUCCCAAACGGAGAGCAUCUAUCCAGGCCAAACGAAGUCGAGAGAAAGAGAAAUUAUAAGCUUAUCAUUGAUCCAAUGUUAAAAGGCAGAGGACAUCAAAAAAUUUAUAGAUUUGAGGGGGAUUUUGACGGAGUAAGCCGUGUUUUGGAUACUAUGGAUAGCCGUAAACUUCCCCUAGUAUCAGUGCUUAAAUUUUAUGCUGUUUUGUUCUAGCAAACGCCAAUAAUUCCUAAAGACCCACGGUCAAGACGGACGCGUCUUUGGUCGACAAGAACUAAAGCUGAUUUACCCGUGCCCAAAUUUAAGGUAUAUUUUGGAAAAGGAACUCGAUGACUUACUAAAAUACGGAUCUAAAUCUUAGAAAUUACGUUUUCAUUCAUCAACAAAUAUUGUCUAAACAGUGCUUGACGAUCGGCCAAUAAGACGCGGGAAUGUCGCCCACCCGAAGCGAGAAUGUUUAAUUUAUGCUGUUGUGAUUUAAUAUCGUUUCAGAUCGAUAAAUUUUACGUCGGCAUUCCUCCACAACGCGAUGUCAUUCUCAAUGGACUCAAUGAUAAUGUGGAUAGGAAAUUCCUGCAGGAAAUGUGCGAGAAAUUUGGAAAUAUCGAAGGAGUGAAGAUUUUUUACGACCCUGUGACAAAACGUCAUACGGGGAAAGCCCGUGUUGGUUUCACGACAUCCGUCAGUGCCAAGCUUGCUUUGGCCAAACUCGAUGGCACUUCCAUCAUGGGCUGUAUUGUUCAUGCUGAUUUUGAGCAUAAAGGUAGUGGAUUUGGUGAAAAUUUUAAAAAUGUUUUGAUUGUUUUGAUCGAGGUUUUGAUGUAGAUUUCGUCACUGAUCUAUUAAUGACACUGGACACAAUUCCCAUUGUUUGUUAUAUGUUUUAUGAGUCUUGUCGACGUUUUAGUGCAAGGCAACACCACAUAUAAUAUUAAUUGAAUUUGAUACUGAAUUUUGCUGCAAACCUCUAACAUUACUAGAAAACAUGCUAGGGAUGAGCCGAUAAGGAAAAUUGCCAAUUACUGAGGCCGAUUAUUUAUAAAGCCCGCUGCACACGAGAGCAACUUGCUGAGCUAACCGCCUUGAGUGGCAGCUAGCUCAGCUAUGUAUUUUCACUGCACACGUUGGGAAAACUACUCAACAACAACAUAGUUAACAAAAUUAUUUGCAUUUUCCUCCAUUUUGUUCCAUGUCACAUGAAGAAACCAUGGUUUGUCAUUGGCUAAUUGAUUCAAACAACUCAGCAUUUAGCUCACAACAUCCGCAGAUGCUGAGAUUUUUUCCUCACGAGGUGAAAAAUAUCAAACACGAUAGAUAUUUUCCUCAAGGCCUUGAGAGGUCAAAUCCUCACAAAAACUAUCCGCACACAAGAGCAACUUGCUGAGCUAACUAUGUGUGCGGCGGGCUUAAGCUGAUUUUUGUAACUAAUCGGCCGAUUAAUUGGUACCCGCCGAUUAUUUUAAAAAGCAAGCGAAAAAUCACAAGAUGACCAACAAUGAAGUUCUAAAUGCGGUUUUAUUGUUUACAAUACACAUUAUGUACAAUUGAAAACAGCUUCAAUCUUGCAUGUCAAUAGUCAAAGUUUAGUUUUGGCAGAUUAUGGGGUAAAAACAGGAUAUUGUCAGCUAUGCGGAGCUAGUCUGCUGCGUUUUUCAGUGGAAAUGUUCCCAGCUUCACUUCGCUCGAGACAAAAGACACAGGUUUUGCAACAAAAUGUGAAAAUCUAUUCGCUUGUAUUCAGUAUUUUAGCAUGUGCUUGGCAGCUGCAGAAAAAGUCUUAUGGCCGAAUAUUUGCCGAUUAUCACGCAAUAAUUGGCUGAUUACCAAUUACUUAAAAAACGGUCGAUUAAUCGGCUUUGCCGAUUAUUUACCAAUUAAUUGGCUCAUCCCUAAUACAUGCAUGCAGCAACCCUCUCGCCUAUAUUUUUCAACCCGAUGAUAUUUUACCUAUACAUAGCUUAAAAUGUUUUACAAAUAAUUUUAUUGUCAAUAUUUUUUGUUCUUAGUUGAAGUGAAACACAUCCAAAAGCCACAUGCACCUCCUCGCCGUGGUUCAGACCCAGUCCAUAAGACCCCUCCUACUAUUGAACGUAUUGCAAGCCACCAUGUCAUACCUACCCCACCUCCCUCCAACUCGUCCCCAGCAAAUAGCACCCCCUCAACCCCAGGCUCGUUGGGGCUUGUAGACCCUCGGAGACGAAACAGCAGUGCAAGCUCGGCAAGCUGUGACAAACAUCGAAGUAAGUCACCCUUGCCGUGGCCAACACCUCUCUCUCAAAAUAAAGUUCCAGUGUUUGAACCAAUCUCACCCCCCUCGGAAAAACUUCCUCUCCCCCCACCCCCUCCUCCUGAUGGACCUCCGCCUCCCCUGCCAGAGAAAUGUCGGACUCCCUCUCCAAUACCAAACACGACAAAGCAAGAUCGGUAUCAAAGUAAAGAUUCCAAAUCCUUGUCUAAAGGUGUGUGACAUUAACUUGUAUACCUCUGGAAUCUGUUGUAUGAAGCAGGGCUUGAAUUUUAUCGCGGCAAUUGCCGUAGAGGGAGAACAAAAUGUCGUGGAUCAUUGUGGCAAUGACGGCAAUUUUUUGCCGUAUAGUGUAAUUUUUAUACUAUUCAUUGAAUGUGCAUUACUAUUUUGAUACUGGAAUUCAGAUGUUCAUCAAAUCAUGCGUAAAGUACUAUUUUAGUCUCAGUUUUCUUCGGAAAAAAAACACUUAAAGAAAUAUGUAAACAUGUUUCUAGCUUGUCAACAAUCCAAAGUAACAAUAAACUUAACUUUUUAUUAAUUUGAAAAAGAUGCCGUGGAAACUGCCAAAAUUGCCGUAGACAGCUGUUGCGUUCUAUGGCAAUUUUUGACACCAUUGCCGUCGAUUGAUUUCAGGGAAAUUCGAGGCCUGGUAUGAAGGCUGCUAUAUACUGGCAUCAGGGUGUUAGCCAGGUGGCCAUCCGACCGUCCUAUGGACGGCCACUUCUGAAUUUGGACAGCUAAAUUUUAAUGGACGGCCUAAGGGAAGCUUUGUAAUAUUUCUUGAAUACUUCGCGCCAUAUUUUUGUAAAACGCGCUAUGUUUUUGUAACCAUUUUGAUGAUUCUCGCAUGAAGUAUCAAGGAGAAUAAUGUGAAACCGCUGUUUUAAAAAACGGCAAUCGCUUUAUCGCUCAAGCGCCACGUUACAGUUACGGUAGUGAUCAUACCAUACGUGUGCUUUUACUAAUUUAAUGAUGGAAGUGUGCAUCUAAAAGUAAAAAGGUUCAACGAAUAAAACACCACAAUUCCUCAACAACAGGAAAUUGUGGCCACACCCAAAAACAUGUGACCAUGCCCAUGAAAAUGUGUUGCCACGCCCACACAAUUAUUUUGGACGGCCACUUUUGGAAUCCUGGCUAACACCCUGCUGGACAUAGAUGGAUUUUCUGCUAUAUACUGGACAUAGACGGAUUUUCCCCAUUGGCAAAUGUGUCUGCAGACGCUGCUGCAGCCUGCUCAGCAGCGCUACUCACCGCUACCCCCUAAAUUUUUGGCAGACCCCCUAACUUUUUGGCACCCCCCCCCAAAAAAAAUGUUUUGGCAUCCCCCCCGAGCAAAAUCUGAAAUCAUCAAUUGCUCUCCACUUGACCAGUAAAAUUGUCUGGCGUUAGACAGAGCAAAAUAAUAAAGUAGGCGCAAUGCAACUUAAUGGGUUAACUAAAUACAUGGGCAGAUGGUCUGAUUAAUUAACUUGGUUGCAUGGUACCUCAAUCUACCUUGCUUUGUUAUAUUACUCUGUCUAACACCAGAUAUUUUACUCAUCAAGUGGCGAGCUCUGACAGUCAAUGGGUUAACAUCUGAUGUCAGACAGAGUAAAAUAACCAAGUAAGGUGCAUUAGGGUACAAUGCAACUGAAAACACUUGGGAAGAUGUCCACCAUCUACUGCUGUGUAAUGCUUGCUGAAAGCCACGAAUUAAUGCAUUUCUUGUUUAGGUUCAAGGGACUUGUACAACAAAAGUAGCCGUCAUGACGACGAGUCUGAUUGGAGAAGACGAGAUCGUAACUUGAGUCGAGAUCAUUUUGAACACAGCUCGUACCGACGUUCUUCAGAUGACAGAGGAAGAGAUUCACGAGAUUCGAGAUAUUCAAGUCACAGAGAUUAUUACUCGAGGGAUAAGGACAGAGACAGUUAUCAAAGGAGUGACCCCAGAAGAUACCGAGAUUCUGAAAGCAGACGAAGUCGAGACUCAGAUGACAGCUACGGUAGUGAGAAAAGCUUCAAGAGCUUGAAAGGUUAGCCAUUAGGAGUGUUGUUAAUUCUAAAAUAUAUGUGAGAACACAGUGGUGGAUUUAUAGGGUGUUGGUCAGAUGCCCUUGGUCAACAGGAGUGCAAAGGGGGGGGGGUGCAAAAAAUGAAACAAAAUCUUACUUUGAAAUGUUUGAGGUACCGCUAUUCAAAGUUUGUUAUCCGUCUUAGACUAACUUAAGUUUUUGCAUUCAAGGCAGCACCAUCGCACUAGUUCAAAAUACUAAGUCCAAUAUUUAUAUUUUUUAGUUUGAUUAAAUUAAAUAAAGCAAAUUCUCAAUUUUGCUGAAAAGGAUUUGAUAGUGAAAAUAAAAGUUACAAAUUAAAGCAAUCAAAUAUUCAAGAAAAAUUUCCAUUUUGUCUUUCACACAAUCACAGAUAUCAAGAGAAUUGGGGAUUUAUAUUUUAUAUAAUUAUUAAAUUAUAUUUAUUCAACAUAUCUGUAAAUUGUAACCACAAAACCACUAGGUGCACUUUCAUGACAGUACGCUGCUAGCCAGUGUUGGAUUCCGUGUGCUUGGCUGCUCGCCCAGUACCCCCAAAAAACUUGUCUGGAUCCACCACUGUGAAAAUAGUCGGUUUAUCCUUUAAUAGAUGCAAACAAUGGUACAAUAAUAGACAAUUCCCAUUAUAGACCAAUUUUUUAUCUUGGCAAAAAAAGUGUAUUCCCGGAAAGAGCAUGCUAAAAUUAGUAAAAUUGCAAAGUUUGGUUGCGAAAUGUUGUAAAAUGCGGAAAAUAUAGCCUGGCAAAGUUCGCAAUUUUUGUAUACUUUUGUAUUGCAUGCGGAAAUUGCUACCACAUUUGGGCCGAAAAUGGUAGCAAUUUCCGCACGCAACACAAAAUUAUAUAUACAAAAUAUACAAAAUUUGCAAACUUUGCAAGGCUAUAUUUUCCGCAUUUUACAACAUUUCGCAACCAAACUUUGCAAUUUUACUCAUUUUAGUAUGCUCUUUCUAGCUGUGGUGAUUUAUUUGCACCCCCCUGCUUAGUUUUAAAUUAGUCUAUAAUGGGAAUUGUCUAUUUUACGGUUGCUUAUUAAGUUAGCCCAUUGUGGUUAUUUAAGCAACCGGUGUCUUGCAAUUAUCUUUCUGUUGAGUGUGAUAAAAAAAAAACUGUAAAUGUAAAAUGCUUAUAGACACAAAUAAAUGUUGUUGUUGUUGUUGUUAUUAUUGUCCUGUGUGAUUAUCUCUAAUAUUGAUUUUAUUUGUUACAUAUACUUUGCAGAAAGCUCAAAGAGUAGACAUGAUUAUGAAAGCAAAGAGUUUGACAGGGGCAGGUCACCAAGAGUGCUUGAAAAAGACAAAAGAGACACAAAGAAAUCUGAGAAAGCAGUUGGCAAAUCUGAGGAGAAUUCCCAACAAAAAGACAAACUAAACUCUUCUGACAAGAAGCUGAACAAUGGGAAAUCAAACAGUGGACAUAGGUCACCCGGUGUGGAUAAUCUUUCACUAAAGUCUUUAUCUCCUCGGACCGAGAAGCCGUCAGGACUAGUUACAGAUGUGGGGAAGAGUCUGGAUAAUAGUUUGCAAGAUACUACCAAUAAUUAUUUACCAAUGGUUGAAGACAUCUCUCCUGUAUCAUCACCAACCCAACCCAAACCAAUGUCGUACCCGCCUCCUAACCAACCUGAGGUAUACCCACUGCCUAACCAACCAGAAGUCACGAGUACCACAGUACAGAUAGAAGCAUCUAUUGAUAACAAGGUACAAGCAAUAUCAUCUGAGGAUAACGAUGAUGCAAUGUCAUUAUCAUCUAUAAGUUCUAACGAAGAGACCCUGGAGGUCACCAAGCCUGUACCACCAGUUCCCCCACCUAUUCCAACCUUCACACCCACCUAUGCUCCUCCAGUCCUACCACCACCUUUUAUGCCACCUUAUAACCCUAGUAUUCCUCCACCAUCCUACCCCGCGAUACCAAUAGUCCCUCAUCGUAUACCUAUACCCCCAUUAUCAAUGGCCACCUUACCUCCACCUCACCCCUUAGUCCCUUCUGCCUUCCACACUACCUACCCCCCUCAAUUUGUCUCAACUCUGAAUGGAGUCCCCACUCCCCCUGUCUAUCAGACAUUCCCUACGGGGUGUAUGCCCUCACCCCACGAGCAAAGACCGCCAGUCAGGAAAAACUGGAAGAUCAGGAUCUCAGAAGAGGUUUUGAAGAGAGUCACGGAGGAACUGGCGCUUAUUUUAAAGAAAGAUGUUAACAAGAGAUUGGUGGAGAAUUCUGCAUUCAAAGCUUUGGAUGGAUGGUGGGAUAAUGCACAGAAAUCGAAGGUUAGUCUAAGGGGCUGAUUACAUGGAGCGAUUUCAGCCCGGGCUUUAACGAUAAAUCCCAAUAAAAUCCCGUGUGCGAUUACAUGGCAAGAAUUUCAGCCUGGGCUGAAAUUUCUGCCCUGUUCGAGCUAUCCUGGCUGAAAACUCAGCCUGGGCUGAAAUUCUUGGCAUGUAAUUACUCAGAUCGAAAGUGCCCAUGGCCAUGUAAUCGUCAAAAUUUUCAGUCCGAUAAAGUAAGACCGGUCAUUCUCCAUUUUGCCGUGCAAUAUUGGCUGGGAAAGUUCUGCAUUGAAAAAUUUGCAUAUUUUCUUUCAUUUAGCUCAAGAAAUCAACACAAUCAGAAACACCUUCAGCUGCAACAAACCAAACAACAACCACAGCCCAGACACCGGAUAUGACGUCACCUCUGACGGCAUCUCUGACAUCACCUCUGACAUCAUCUCUGACGUCACCUCUGACGUCAUCGUUCUCCACAACCAUGAGCCAUGGUGGAAUGAUGGGAAUGGGACUUCGUGCCUCCCUUCCCAAGAUGCCCUCGUUUCGUAAACGUCGUCCACCUAGCACCAGCGGAAGUGAUUUGUAUGCAAAACGGAAACGAACAGAGCUGAGUCCUGAACGAGGACAAAAACGAACGACAAUCGACAGCGAUUCGGAUGUUUCCGGAAAACUUCGUGGGGAUAGUCCUUUGCCGAGUAAACGCCUUCGUAAUGAUAUGGGUGAUGACGUCAGCGUAGGAUCUCCAUGGCAACAGGAUGAUGACGUCACAGAUGAGCCACCUGCAACAAGUGUUCGAACAGAAGGUAGCUUUACAACCCUUAGUACCCCUAUAUUAAAUUAACACUGAAUACCCCUAUAUUAACACUGAGUUAGUUUGCUCAAACAUUUCUUACAAAUCCUUCAAAACUUAUGCCCUGGGCAAACUAGGAAACAUUGUUGCGUAAACAUUAUUCCCUACCAAUGUUUCGCCAUGUUUCCCAGAGUGGGCAAACACUAGGAAACAUUAGUGAGAAACAUAGGGAAACAUCAAAUGUUUCUGAUAUUUGUAGGAAACAUUUUUGCUUCCCGGGAAGCAAAUUUUGUUUUCGCAACAAUGUUUCCACGGGUGGGCAAACAUGGAAACAUUUGAGGAAACAUCGAGAAUCACAAAUGUUUCCGCAACAAUGUUUCCUAGUUUGCCCAGGGCUUUAGAAUGUACCUACUGUAUGCAGAAUUCCUACUGUGAUCACAGAAACUUUAAUAGUGGUAUUAAUAACUUAAAUUUACUAAAAACCUUUUGUUGUAUAUUUGUUAUAGUUGAUUCGACACUAUACACGAAUAUUUACUCGAGUCUGAGUGAGUCUGAAAGUUCACUGAGUGGCGAGGAGAGUGCAUCAGAGGAGUCUGGGGAAGAUGAUAGUGAUUGGGAGGAGGGUAGUCAGGGAUCACAGGGGACAUCCGAUUCUGAGGAGGAGACUGGGAAGGAGGAAGAUAUCGCAGGUAUGGAUGAAGUACUAAUUACUAAAUGUUGAUUUUUUGCAAAUUACUAAAUUUUGAAAAUUACUGUAGAACGAAAAGUACCGCAGACACCCCCAGGUACACCUCCUGAAAGUCCAUCGUCAACACCUGCUAUCUCUAGAACACCCUCAAAUGCCUCAAUUACCCCUACCGCGAGUCCUGUCGACGUUACUACGAUUGAUGACGAAGUUUGGGGCUUGGAGCAGAGUAGUAAUGGUUUGAACUUGAUAUCACAGGAUAAAGAAGGAACGUUCUGGUUACCGAAGGAUAUAGCACCUGAUUCAAAAUCUGCUGAUCUAAGUGAAUCAACAUCCGGUCAGGAAACGGUGAAUAAACAGGAGGGGAUGGGAAAUUGUUUGAGUGAGGGGGGUGACGAAGGACUCAGCGAAGCAUCCAGUAUCGUAGCCCCACACAAACACAUCCCUCCCAAGAUGCAAUCUACUUCUGAGGACUCGACUGUAGAAAACUUUAAAUCGCCUGAAGUGAAGCAGGGGGGUGAAGUACUGCCUGUUCCUAAGGAAAUUCUAGCUGAACCUGAGCUCCCCCCUGAGUUUGCACUCAGACCAUACUGGCAAGAUGAUAGACUGGUGUAUGAUUUCUUGGUGUCGGGUCUGGACUAUGAAGAUGCUUGUUAUCUAAAUAUUGGCUUUGAAAACUUACUUCAAGUUGGCUCAGAUUCUGUAGCGAAGGCGCAUUGGUCGUUUCAUCCAAGUAUCCUUUUAUAUUUUCACUUAGCCCAGGGGGUUUCCAAUAGAAGCCGACACCAUCCGGCGAUUUUCGCCGUCUAUAUCCUAGGCAACCGCCGGUUAUUUUUGAAAUUACAAACCACAAUAUUUCCUCUUCACCGCAAAAAUAUCAAGGAAAAGGUUCUUGCUUUCUAACAAAAAUUCUACACAACAGUCUUUGUUAAAUAUUUGAAUAAAAUGACAAAAACCUCCAAAAUCUAACUCUCCAAAAUAGCCGGAAAUGCCAUUUCAGAGGGUUUUCAAUUUCAAAAUCUUCGCAGAGAGACGUCCUCGGACCACCCUCCUCCCACUCUCCCAGGGGUGGUACCUUCUGUACUUCACGAAAGUACUGCCGCCUACUUCUUUCAAAAUGAUUCCUACUCCAAAUUCUGUUGGGAAUCCUGCAUGAUUCUUGUCCCAGUCGCGACAGAAACACAUUGGCAGAAAACACGUCCAGUGCAUACUUCUCUGCACUAUAACUGUUGCUCUAAGAUCAGAAAGGCUGGCUAUCUCUUAUGGUUCAAUGUUAUUACAAGAGAAAACUGGAAUACCAGAGAAUAGCUGUGGUGUUUGUUAGAGUCACACUGGAAGCACUCUUCUCACAUGUGACUGAGGUGAAAUUAUCAGACAACUGAGAAUUAAGGUUACAGGACACCCUUUUUGGCGUUUUGUGGAAAAUCGCUACUGCGCGCUCAAAAUCGGUCCGAUUUUCAUCACAUUUUCAUCACAUUUUCACCAAAUGUUCAUGUAAAAUAUGAUAAAGUUGUAAAAUUGACAAACAAUAAAAUAAUGUAAGAAUUAUUCAGGAAAAUCUUAAGUCGCGGUACCUUUACGCUUUUGAGUUAUGUUCCUGCUGGUUUUAAGAUAUAUUUAUGAAAAUAUCAUUUUUAUACAGUAAAAUAGUUGUUCUAAAAAAUCGUGUUCGGAAAUUUUUGUUUAUUUCGUCAUUCCGCUGAUAUGGCGAUUUCUUUGACGACUGCAAUAUAUUUCUGAAUCGUUCGUGUGAAUUGCUCCUUAUUAUUAAAAUAUACAAAAUUAGAACAAAGCCGAACACAAUUUUGAAACUGGCGUCUUUAGCUAUGUUCUGUCAAAAUUUGAGAAAAAUUGGUUGAAACCCGCAGGAGCACAACUCGUUUGAAAAUCAGUAAUUACCGUAAAAUUUUUCGGGAGAAAAUUGAAUUUGAAUAUUACAUUUUCAAUGUUUUUCUUAUUGCAGCGAAAUGUAUUUUACUAAAUAACUCUGCGAGUUUUCAACAUUUUUCGUUCAAACUUGGUCAGAUAGUAGAACUAGUCUAAUGCUUUCAUUGAAACCAAUAAAAAAAAUUUUAGGCAAAAUUAACACUCAAAGGUGUUCUGUAACCUUAAGCUAAUCGGCUUUUCGACAACCAGCCCGAGGUCACAAAGAUGAAAGACACAUGCCUGACCACUAUGUCACUACUGUAACACUACAAUGUAUUUCCUUAAUAUUAUUAAGCAACGUCUGCAGGUGUUCCCACCAAAGGAAGGAAACAAAAGCAAGAGAAUUGUGGUGUUCGUCUGCAUGACUCCGGCUGCGCGAGAUGCGAGGGAUAUUAUGAGCUGAGCAUGAAGGAGAAAGCGAAAUAUCUUGAAGCGGCAAGACGACAAGUGAAUAUGUCCGAGGCUGUCGUUAACAAGAAACAUAAUGAAAAGG
Molecule: messenger RNA, 10747 nt
Organism: Paramuricea clavata
Lineage: Eukaryota; Metazoa; Cnidaria; Anthozoa; Malacalcyonacea; Plexauridae
Source: the annotation of a GenBank genome assembly